CGCGGGAUUCGGAGACCGGCACGAUGAGCAUGUGAUGCAGUCGCGCACGGCACGCACAGUUUUCCCGAAGUUGACCGAUUUUUAUUCUUGUUAUUCAGCGAUUCCCCUGGGUUUUACACAGAGGUUUGUAGCGCCGAGAAGCCGUGGAACGAAGGCAGCCUGUGCGAUCUGAGUCCUUCGGGAGAAGGGCGGCAUAUACAUUGCAUAAAACAAACAAACAAACAAACAAACAAACAAACAAAAAGAAAGAAAGAAAGAAAGAAAGAAAAAGGAAAGAAAGAAAAAGGAAAGAAAGAAAGAAAGAAAAAGAAAGAAAGAAAGAAAGAAAAAGAAAGAAAGAAAAAGGAAAGAAAGAAAGAAAGAAAAAGAAAGAAAGAAAGAAGAAAGAAAAAAAGAAAGAAAGAAAGAAAUCGUGCAUUAAAGUCAUUUUAAAGCACCGCCUUUACUCUUUAAAAAAAACUCCCAUCGGAGCUGCAGGGUAAAGGAAUCGAGCAAUCAUCAUCUGUUCCCGAGAAGCGAUCACUUUCGUUUUCGUUUUCCUACUUCUUGCCAAAAGGAGGCGGAUUUUGCCACCUUCCAGGGUUCUUCCGUCCGGAGCUGCUGGAUUUCGGGUGGGGAGAAGCACGAAGUGUCUGUGGCUGCCUGCAAUUACUGCGAGUUUAAAUCUCACCAGGCUCAAGGUUAACUCAGCCUUCCAUCCUUUCAAAGUACAGAAGCAGCAGGAUCAGAAUGAGUGCCAUAGAGAACCUUCCGGAAAUAGACGAGGAAUUGUAUUCCCGCCAACUCUAUGUGCUCGGGCAUGAGGCCAUGCGGAAGACGGCUACAGCAACGGUGCUGGUUUCUGGAAUGAAGGGGUUGGGGGUCGAGAUUGCAAAGAAUGUGAUUCUUGCAGGCGUGAAAUCUGUCACACUCCAUGACCAGGAUGAUGCUCAAUGGAGUGACCUGUCCUCACAGUUCUACCUGUCAGAGAAUGAUUUGGGGAAAAACCGAGCUGAGGUUUCCCAGAAACAUCUCUCCAAGUUAAAUAGCAAUGUUGAGGUGAUCCCCCACACCAGUGAACUGACGGAGAACUUCUUGGCUACUUUCAAGGUUGUGGUCCUGACCAACUCAUCCUUGAAGGAACAGCUGGAUAUCAGUGAUUUCUGCCAUACCAAUCAAAUUUGCUUUGUCCUAGCUAACACAAAGGGCCUGGCUGGGCAGGUUUUUUGUGAUUUUGGAGAAGAACAUGUGGUGUAUGAUCCUUCAGAAGCUGACCCUGCAUCUGCUGCCAUUAAACACAUCACCUUGGGUAAUCCUGGUCUCUUGACUGUGGCCCAUUAUGAUGAGCAGGGACAUUGCUUUAUGGAUGGUGACUGGGUGAUGUUCUCUGAGAUUGAAGGGAUGACACAGCUUAAUAGUUCUAAACCACGCCAGAUUUGUGUGAAAGAAAAAUACAUCCUGGAAAUUGGAGACACGUCUUCCUUUUCCCCAUACCAACAUGGUGGGAUCAUCACUCAGGUCAAGAUGCCUGAAAAACACUCUUAUAAGUCUCUGCGAGCCUGCAUGGCUAAUCCGAAGAUCAAUACCCAAAGUAGAAAGGAAAUGUUUCGUUAUCGCACUCUUCAUGAAGCCUUCCAGGCACUUCACACAUUCCAGGAUAAAUUUGGUCGACUUCCUAGCCCUCGGAAUCAGGAGGAUGCAGACAUGUUAGUAGAGCUGGUGGAGAUCCCAGUUAUGGAUCAGGAACAAGAGAAUCUGAUACGGACAUUUGCGUAUGGAUGUAUGGGGGAUCUGAGCCCUAUGAAUAGCCUUAUUGGAGGCCUUGCUGCCCAAGAAGUCCUAAAGGCUGUCUCAGGGAAAUUCACCCCUUUGGAUCAGUGGCUGUACUUUGAUGCCUAUGAAUGUCUGCCUGAGGGGAAGCAGCUGACAGAGAAAAACUGUGCCCCAUGUGGUAGUCGCUACGAUGGGCAGAUUGCUGUCUUUGGGGCCGACUUCCAAAAACUACUUGGGAAGCAGAAGUAUUUCCUGGUAGGAGCAGGUGCGAUUGGCUGUGAACUCUUGAAGAAUUUCGCAAUGAUUGGCUUGGCUGCUGGCGAGGGUGGGGAGAUCGUUGUGACAGACAUGGACAUCAUUGAAAAGUCCAAUCUGAACAGGCAGUUCCUAUUUCGACCACAAGAUGUAUCUAAGCAGAAGUCAGAAGUGGCUGCAGCUGCCAUAAGACGUAUGAAUCCCAAAAUCAAUGUAAUAGCUCAGCAAAAUCAGGUUGGGCCUGACACAGAACACUUCUAUGGGGAUGACUUCUUCCUGGGCUUGGAUGGUGUCGCCAGUGCCCUGGACAGCUUUCAAGCCAGAAACUAUGUGGGCGAAAGAUGUGUACGCUACCUCAAGCCUCUGCUUGAUUCUGGGACCGAUGGCACCAAGGGACAUGCCCUGGUCUUUGUACCUAAACUGACAAAAACACAUGGACAAAUUCCGGAUGGGGAAAAUAGAACGUUCCCUCUCUGCACUCUGCGCCAUUUUCCCAGCACCAUCCAGCACACCAUUCAGUGGGCCCGAAAUCAAUUUGAGGAUCUUUUCAAAAGAAGAGCAGAGGAUACUAAUAAGUUUCUGAGGGAUCCCACCUUCUUUGAGAAAGAAGACAUGGAAACUUUGGAGAUGAUGAAUCUAGUGAAGAUGAGUCUUCAGGAGCAGCCACACUGCUGGCGAGACUGCGUGGUCUGGGCCUGGAAACUUUGGGAGCGUCUUUUCUCUCAUGACAUCCUGCAGUUGCUGUACAACUUUCCAUCUAAAUAUGAGACAAGCCCUGGACUUCCUUUCUGGUCCGGAUCCAAGCGAUGCCCCCAGCAGCUCCAGUUUGACUACAAUAAUACCACCCACAAGACCUUCAUUGUGAUUGCCAGUCGCCUCUUUGCCGAGACAUACAGGCUGCUUGUUCAUGAAGAUGAAGAUACCACUUUCCAAGUCCUCCUUAAGUUGCAUCCCACACCCUUCCACCCACGUCAAGGGAUGCAUAUCCCUGUUACUGAUGAGGAGAUUCCAACAUUACCAAGUGCCUCUAAUCAGACGACGUUGGUAGAACUGAAACAAGAAUUGGGAAAGCUAAGAGAGAAGCUUAAAAAAGAAAUGGAGCCACUUCACUUUGAGAAGGAUAAGGACUCCCAUUUGGAUUUCAUCACGCAUGCAGCCAAUUUGCGAGCUGAGAACUAUGGCAUCUCUCCAGUGGAUAAGUUCCAGGCCAAGAAGAUUGUGGGCCGGAUUGUACCUGCUAUUGCCACAACAACAGCUGCUGUAGCUGGCCUGACCUGCCUGGAGCUUUACAAAUUGGUGUGGCAGCACAAGGAUCUCAGUUCCUAUCGCUAUGGCUCUCUCCAGCUCUCUGCCCCGUUCCUUGAUCGCUGCCAGCCUUUGCCAUCUCCACAAGCAUACACGUGUCGGCAGAAGACAUGGAGCUGCUGGGACAGAAUUACUGUGUCUGGUUGUAAUUCCAAAAGAGAAGUUGUUACCUUGAGAGAUAUAUGUGAUCAUAUCCAGAGGGACUAUGACCUUGUGCCUCAGAGGUUGCUAUUUGGGACAGCCACUCUCUAUGAUAAGGAAAAUGAAAUCAAAGAGCAACAACUUCCUUUCAGCCUGACAGAAUCGAUUCGUAAAGUCACUGGGAAGCCAGUCCCCAAGGAGUGCCGUCUCUUGGAAUUGUCAAUGGUCUGUGAAAAUGAAGAACUCGAUGAUGAUUUACCACCUGUUUAUAUCAAGUUUUAACAAACCAGUAGUCAAAAAUAAAUUACUUGUGCAAUGGAUCAGAAAGGAAGCAAUCUCGUUAAAUCAGACAGAAGUACUGAAAGUGACUGCUCUAAACACAAAUUAAUGCAAGAAUGUGCUUUGGUGAAGGGAUGACGGCGAUGUGUCCUCUCCAGUGCAUCAGCUUAAAAAUGCCUGCAGGGGUUAUCCUACCCCUGAGGACCAUGAACAGAUAAUUUGUUGGAAAUGAAUAUGAAGUGCAAUCUACAAAACUUCUUUUGUCGUACCCUGAAUCUCACCUCUCAUUAUGUUCCUAUAUCACAUCAGUUGGGUGUGUGGCAGGGGUGAAAUGCUACCGGUUCACUUAGGUUUGGGUAAACCGGUAGUGAUAAAAACUAUGGGUUCGAGUGAACCCAUAGGUAGCUCCCCGUUUGGUUGAACCAGCAUUUUAUAAAACUACCGUUUCGGGUGGAGCGGUAGUAAAAAAAAGCAAUUGGUUCCUCCGAACCAAUAUUUCCGACGAUCAGCUGUGCUGCGGGGUUUAGCUAUGCUAGAAAGCAGGCAAUCCUGCUUUCUAGCAAAGCUAAAUUGCGCACCAUAGCUGAUCCCCCCAUCGCUAUUCUACUUACCUUCCCAAACCUCCUUUUGGUGUGUACUGAGCAUGUGUGCGCACUCGCAGAGUGUGCAUUUGGUGCGCACUGCGCAUGCGCAGACAGCAUGCGUUUGGUGCGCAUGCACAGCAGAGGUGGGUUUCAGCAGGUUCUGACCAGUUCUGGAGAACCGGUAGCGGAAAUUUUGAAUAGUUCAGAGAACCGGUAGUAAAAAUUCUGACUGGCCCCGCCCCCAUCUAUUCUCUGCCUCUCAAGUCCCAGCUGAUCGGGUGGAAAUGGGGAUUUUGCAGUAACCUUCCCCGAGUGGGUUGGGAAUGGAGAUUUUACAGUAUCCUUUCCCCUGCCACACCCGCUAUGCCAUGCCAUGCCCACCAAGCCACACCCACAGAACCGGUAGUAAAAAUUUUUGAAACCCACCACUGCUCCUUGAGUAUUGGUCUGUGAUUUGUAGACACACUGCAAAUGUGGGUGGGGAUUAGGCUUAUUGUAGUCCAACACAGCUGGAAGGCCCCAGGCUACUGCCUUAAAGGAUGGGAUAUUUUCAUUAUCUCAGCACCAAAAGACCUAAUCUUCAAUGUUCAACUAGUAUCUCCAAUUAGAUGAGACAGCUUGAGGGACACACUAGGAGAGGUUUUGGAAAGCCAGUUGCAAGUCGCAAUUAGAGCAGACAGCGUUGGGCUAGAUGUAGCAAUAAUCAACCAGAGUACCUUCAAGCUUUCAGCUGUCCCUGUGUUUUGAAUAAGUGCAAUGGAAAGAGACGUUGGAGUACUGUGAGAUAUUUGAGAGGCACUAAGUUGUGCUGUAGUUGAGGGCAAAAUCUGAGUUUAAAUGCCUUGAUUGUUGAUUGGGCAGCAUGGCGCAAACCAUUAUCUUUUUCUUUACAGUAAGAUGGGAUUAUCAUGGGGAUGAAUGAGAGUUUGUAAAACAUUCAUUAUGCAUGCCGAAAGGAAGAUCAGAAGCUGCCUUAUACAAGGGCUUCAUCUACCUUACUAUCGUCUCCAUACUUAACAAUUAUGGAUGGAGUUCUUUCAAGUCCUACGUGCAAAUACCAAGGACUGAAUGGGCACCUUGCAUUUAAAACAUGUGCUCUCCCAAUGUAGCCUGCUCCUUGUUACACAUCGUUACCAAUAGAAUUGAUAGUGCCCGUGGCUCUUCAGGAUAAACCACAGCCUCCCUGAUUGUUUGCCACCCAGACUUCAUGAAGGAGAGCUCUAUGCUCCCACUAUUGUAGAUAGAUCCAGAAGAAACUUACGUAUUUGUAAGCAAAUUGCUUUGCCAUAUUGUCCACCUAUUAGUUUUAGUUGUUCUGUCCACUCAGAUCCACCAUUGUUGUGACAACUAGAUACCGGUAGUCCUCGACUUACGACUGUAAUGGAGUCUUCCCAUUAUAGUCAAAUGUAAUAAAUAAAUAAUAAAUAAGUCAUGAUGGCCGUAAAGCAGGUUAUCAUGUGACCAAUCUGAUUAUACAAGUUAUAUUUUGCAGCGGUUAGGUGCAGACAUUAUUCAUUAUGGGGUGUUUUUGCCAAAAACCAGAAGUAAACAUUGAUUUUCAGCAAAAAUGUAAAUUGUGGUCACAUGACUGCAGGAUGCUGCAAAUGGUCAUAAAUGCAGGCCAGUUGCUGAGGUCUCAAAAUUCAGUCACAUGACUAUGGGAGGGGGCAGCUGUCAUAAGUUUGGAACCGAGUUGCAAGUACCUUUUAGGGGAGUCUUGUAAUGUUGAAUGGUCACUAAGUGAGCAGUCAUAAGUGGAGAACUAGCUUAUUUGUAAACUGCUACCUUGUAAAUUCUAUCAUCUUCUUUUGCCCCAGCUACUGAAACAUCCAGCUCUUUGAACUUGAUUUCUCACAACAUUUGAUUUCCCUUCUGAUAAGAAAGAUAAGAGUGUACCUAUAAUGUUACAAAUCGUUAAGAACUUGGCUGACAAUUCCGUAUUUGUGGUUUGAUUUUUAAGAGAGAGUGUGAGAACUUCACUCCUGUGAAACUUCUCAAGCAACACUAGUAAUAACAACUGAUGAAGAUAACUGAGUGGCUUUCCUUUCUUCACUUCUAAUUUAAAUCAAAUACUUUAGAUUAGGUUCAUUUUGCACUUUAUGGCAAAUUGCCCUGUGACAACUUGUAUAUUCUGUUUACAGUAAACUGCUAGCAACACAUUAAAGUAAUGAGACAGAGUUGAUUAUGAAA
This is a messenger RNA of Pantherophis guttatus, 6506 nucleotides long. RefSeq names its product ubiquitin like modifier activating enzyme 7 (gene UBA7). The record is from RefSeq and is a predicted model, not a curated record. Gene Ontology annotation, cellular component: cytoplasm; nucleus. Gene Ontology annotation, biological process: ubiquitin-dependent protein catabolic process; DNA damage response; protein ubiquitination. NCBI's taxonomy places the organism in Eukaryota, Metazoa, Chordata, Lepidosauria, Squamata, Colubridae. Gene Ontology annotation, molecular function: ubiquitin activating enzyme activity.